AUGCGAUACGAACGCAAUGAAUGGCCAUCGUAUAAGUCCGAAAUGCCUUUAGGUCAAAUACCUGUUCUCAAAGUCGAUGGAGUUAAAUUACCUCAAUCGAUGGCGAUCGCUCGUUUUCUUGCCAAACGAUUUGGUCUUUGGGGUAAAGAUGAUCUCCAACAAGCUAAUGUCGAUACCGUCGUUGAUACAAUUGUUAAUUUGAUGAACAAAUUUUCGCCAAUUUAUGCCGAACAAGACGAAAGCAAGAAAAAAGCAGAGAUGGCCAAGUUCUUCCCCAAUGAACUGCCGAAACAUGUGCGAAACCUCGAUACUUUGGUUAAAUUGUAUAGCGAUGGAGGUUUAUUCUUUGUUGGAAAUCAUCUCACUUGUUGUGAUUUAGAAGUUUAUAAUAUAUUGGAAUAUUUGCUUCAAAUCGACGAAAAUGUUCUUUACUCUUAUUCUUGGUUACAUAAAAAUCGUGAAGAAGUCGAGAAACAACCAAAAAUCGCUUCUUAUCUCAAGAAUCGACCGGCGCGCCGGUCGACAACCUGCUGA
Molecule: messenger RNA, 534 nt
Organism: Didymodactylos carnosus
Lineage: Eukaryota; Metazoa; Rotifera; Eurotatoria; Philodinida; Philodinidae
Source: the annotation of a GenBank genome assembly